Messenger RNA from Rana temporaria (common frog), 3987 nucleotides. RefSeq names its product forkhead box O6 (gene FOXO6). The transcript is spliced from 2 exons. The coding region runs from base 1307 to 2986 and encodes 559 amino acids. The record is from RefSeq and is a predicted model, not a curated record. Gene Ontology annotation, molecular function: DNA-binding transcription factor activity, RNA polymerase II-specific; RNA polymerase II cis-regulatory region sequence-specific DNA binding. Gene Ontology annotation, biological process: regulation of transcription by RNA polymerase II. NCBI's taxonomy places the organism in Eukaryota, Metazoa, Chordata, Amphibia, Anura, Ranidae. Gene Ontology annotation, cellular component: nucleus.
UUAUUUAUUUCUCUCUGUCUCGCUCCCUCUCUCUCUAAAUGCUUAAGGUGAAGAGUGCAGAGGCAGCCGAUCCCAAAUCCUGGUUGAAUGGUGCUGGAUCCCAGGAGGAGGAGAAGGAGGAGGGAGCCUGGAAGAAGAGUGAGGGAUCCCCCCCGGGGCUGUGUUGUUGUGGAGCAGGUGUCAGGGUCCCCCUGCGGAUCAUACACACCUCCAGAUCCGGGGUGUCACCCGAGAUCCCCCACCGUACAAUGAGUCUGUCCACAGCAGCCUUUCCCCACACCGCAGCAUCUCCACACGUGACGAUCUGGCUGCUGGGGGGCCACGCGUGACCGAUCCACAGGAACCAACUAAAAGAGCAAAGGUAACAAAUUCGGAACCACCCUGCCUUCAGCGAGUGCCAGCUGAGCCAUGAUCUUCUUAUUCAAUUGAAGUGUCUGGGGGUAAGGGGGGGACUUUUGGCUCCACCCAGCACAUUUUGGGGUGGAAAGACUUGAAUUGGAUUUUUUUAUUUUUUGGGGGAUUUUUGUUUUAGGAACAUCUGUUGCUGCGAAAGACUGAGCCCAGACACCUCUUUGGACUGAUUUCACCUCCCCGCUUGUAUUCCUCGCAGAUCACAUCUACAAUUGACAUUUUUUGGCUUUAGAUUGAACCCUGGGACAGCAAUUGGAACAUUAUGUCAUAAGCAGCUUUGUUGUUGCUCAAUAGCGGCUCAUUAUUGCGAACCUGCUCAUAUUCCUUUGACAAUAUCAGAAAAUACAAGAUUGAUCGGUCCAUUUCAACGUCUUCAAGUGUCUCAUCUUUUUUUUUUUGGAUAGCUGCUCGCCCAUUGACAUUAGUUUGAUGUUUUUUUUUGGAAUAAGCGAAGCGUUUGGCAGACAAUAUAGGCGCUGACUUUUUUUUUUCGCCGCUUCUUUUCUGACACUUGACUAUUGAUUGGCAGGACUGGGGGGGGAGACUUUCUGUUCAGCUGAUUUGAAAGAAUUCUGCAAAUGAUAAAAUCAGCCUUCUAAAUUGUUGGGAAUAUCCGAAAAAAAAAAAAAAAAGACUAACACUGUUUUUGUUUUUUUUGUUGCCAAUAUGAAGCUGAUUUUCAAAUGAUAUACAUGCAAAGAUUUUUCAUUAUUUGCUGUGCUUGCACCAAGCUGUUCCAGAGGAAAUUCGUCCUUGCCGUUGCCUAUUUUUAUUUUAUUUUUUACACCGUAUUUGACUGUCUUUUUUUAUUUCCUUUGCAAAUGAGGAUUUAAGUCGUUUUUUUUAAUUUUUUUGUGAUCUGAGUAAAAGAGCGGGGUACUUUUGUGAGCCAGUGAUGGAGAAGUUGGAAGCUGAGUCAGAUGUGGAGCCUCAGGGACGCCCCCGUUCUUGCACCUGGCCCCCGCUCCCCGAACCCUCUUCGGAUAUGCCCUUGCCUCCUCCUGGCUUGGAUCCAGGGCAGAUGCGCAAAGCCAAGAGUUCGCGCAGGAACGCCUGGGGUAACUUGUCCUACGCCGAUCUCAUCACCAAGGCUAUAGAGAGUUCUCCAGAGCGAAGACUGACCCUAUCCCAAAUUUACGACUGGAUGGUCCGGUUUGUACCCUACUUCAAAGACAAAGGUGACAGCAACAGUUCUGCUGGGUGGAAGAAUUCCAUCAGACAUAACCUUUCCCUACACACACGUUUCAUCCGUGUUCAGAAUGAGGGAACUGGAAAAAGUUCUUGGUGGAUGCUAAAUCCCGAAGGUGGAAAGACUGGAAAAACUCCACGUAGGAGAGCAGCAUCAAUUGACAGUGCAAGUGGAAAAUUUCUAAGAAUAAAAGGCAAAGCUGGAAAGAAGAAGCAGCAAGCACAAACUGCUCCAGAGCAGACUGAAGGCAGUCCUGCUUCCCAACAAGCAAAAUGGUCUGAAAGUCCAGCUUCUCAUACAAGUGAUGAUUUUGAGGUAUGGGCAGAGUUCCAUAAUCGAGCCAAUCCUGUGGCAGGAAACAUGAGUGGAAGACUUUCACCUAUCUUGGGUAAUGAUGAGCCCGAUGAACUAGAGGACGAUGAGGUGACACCCUCAUCACCUCUUAUGUAUCCAAGCCCAUCUAGUGCUCUGUCGCCCAGUGCUCAUUGUUCAGUUGAAAUGCCUAGGCUUGCAGAAAUGAGUGGUUCUAUCGGUCUGGGUGAGGGGCUUUCAGAUCAUUUAUUAGACGAGUUGCAGGAUGGUUACAGUGUAAACUCGGCUACUUCCUUGCGCCAACGCAGCCCUGGGUUCUCCUUCACCUCCAAGUGCCCACCGUUAAGCAACACGUCAAAUGCAUUUUGCGGCACCAUAUACAGUCAGCCAACAAUGGGCAUGAUGAGAAGAUUACCAAUGCAGACAAUCCAAGAGAACAAACAAGCUACUUUCUCACCUGGAAGCACCUACAGGAAUUCUUCCCUCCAGGAUCUUCUCACAUCAAUGUCCUAUGGACAUAAAGAAGCCAUUUCGCAGACUGAUCCAGGUUUAGCUUCUACAAUGGGACCACAACGCAAUCACAGGCAGAACACAGGCAUGCUAAACAACUGUGACUCAGGGUCCAUACCCUACUCUACCAGUUUAAUAAAGAGCCACAAUUUGUACCACCCAUCCACUCUAAACCAUCACUGCUCUGUUAAUAACAGUGCCUUAGCUAGCUUAAGUGGACUGGUAAAUUCAGAAUCUUGCAGCUUGUCCUCAGUUCCACAUCAUUCCUAUUUCAGUAGUCAGAGUGCGCAUGGAAACUUGCUGGAAGGGCCAUACCAAGGUGUGUAUCACCACCACCAUCACCACCACCAUCAUCCCCAAGUUUGCAACCAAGACAGAUUUCCACCAGAUUUAGACCUGGACAUGUUUAAUGGUACUUUAGAGUGUGAUGUGGAAUCCAUUAUCCUCAACGACUUCAUGGACAAUGAUGAAAUGGACUUUAAUUUUGACUCUGCUCUACCACCACAAGGUGGGUUUAACAUGGCUGCUGCAGCACAGCCAAAUCAAAGCUGGGUACAAGGUUAAAUGUAACCAAGGUCAGGUCGUAAUGUAAGUUGUUUCCUGAAGGCAAUCAAACAGAUGUUUAGCAUAACUAGAUAUUUAUUUGAUAUACAAUGUUGGUUUGGUUAUAUUUUCCUGCAAAAUAUGAAAGACCUAGGUUUCUAGAAAUGUCUCUUGUUGGAUAAGGUUGUGGCUUCAAUAUUCUAUAUUAUGGAUGUUAGUUGAAAUUCCAUUUCGUUUUAAUAGCAGAGCUAAAAAAUUAACCUCCCAUAAAAUGUGGAAAGAGCUAUGAGAAUUUGCCUUUAAGGCCUUUGUCCUUCCAAAGGGUUUGAUAACAUGUGUGGUAUGUUUUUUUAAUUUAUUUUUUUCUAUUCAUAAAGGUGAAAGCUGUUCAUGUUCCCAAGUUUAGUCUGAGUAUGAUCAUUAGGGUGUCUCUUUGUUUCAGAAAUAAAACAUGAGCGAAAAGGUUCAAAUGUAGUCGUCGCCUUUGAUGCCCUCAUCUUGUUUAAUACAGUAGCAUUGUACUGUUUUACCACAAAAUUAAAGACAGCCUAUAUGUAAUUUUUGUAACGAAAGAUAACAUUAUUUCUAAAUUUCUCAAAAGUAAUCCUGUGCAUUUAGAUACAAAUUAUAUUAACUGGAUCUUAAGGGUGCCUUAGACUCAACAUUUCAGUAGUUAGACAAAACAAUAAAGACAAAUGCACUUAUGAGAAGGUUGUUCCUAGAAGUAGAGAAAUGUAACCAUGGAACCAAAGAUUGUGUGGUCAUGUGACUGCCAUAUUAACUGUUAACAGUGUCAGAGAUGAUUGGUAAUACCAUUUUAUGUUAAAGGGCUUCAUUCUGAAAGAUAUGUUUUAUAAGAACUGACAAUUGUUCCCAAUUCAGAUUCAAAUAUUCAGGUGCCAACUGUCAGUUUUUAUCCAAAAAUACGAAUACUGUUAAUUGUGCUGCAACACAGAUUUUUAGUUUUUAUUUAGGGGGUCUUUCUUUCAGAAUAAAGCAUUACUUACUUUCAAAGUUGAACU